Molecule: messenger RNA, 2427 nt
Organism: Penaeus chinensis
Lineage: Eukaryota; Metazoa; Arthropoda; Malacostraca; Decapoda; Penaeidae
Product: sentrin-specific protease 8-like
Exons: 1
Coding region: 1-630 (209 amino acids)
Biological process (GO): proteolysis
Molecular function (GO): deNEDDylase activity; cysteine-type peptidase activity
Source: RefSeq, a predicted model, not a curated record
AUGGGAGACCGUGUCGUUCUCAGCUACCACGACUGUCUUAUCAUGGAGUCUGAUUUGCGGUUGUUAGAGGGUCGUAAUUGGUUGAACGACUCCCUCAUUUCCUUCUGGUUCGAGCACCUCCAGCACGAGGUCUUCCGAGGAAAUUCCCGUCUUCUGUUUAUCAGCCCGGAGGUUACCCAGCUGAUUAAAAUGGGAGAUCCUAAUGAAUUGCCAAUUUUUCUUGAUCCCCUUGAUGCAAAGUACAAGGAAUACAUCUUUCUUCCCGUGAAUGACAACUCGUCUGUGAUUGCGCCUGGGGGUAGUCACUGGAGUCUCUUGAUCUAUAGCAAAUAUGACAGCAAGUGGUAUCAUUACGACUCCCAGAGGGGCUGCAACUACCGCGAUGCUCGUUGCCUUGUACAAAGGAUCAACUCGUACUUGGACAGGGAUAUACCAGCUACCCUAGUGGAUGCGAGUUGCACACAGCAGGAUAAUAGCUACGACUGCGGGGCCUUUGUCAUGACGUAUGCACAUAGAGCGGCCGAGCAGGCCCUGAAAGGUUCUGCCAUCGGGACGUGCUUUGUAGACAGACAAGAAACAAAUCGCAUGAGAGAUUUGAUUAAGUCUCUUGUUUACAGCCUGAAGCGGUGAAGAUGAGAGGGGAAGAAAUCAACACACCUCCUGCCUUGUUCCUUGACUGCCGUAUAAACCGUCAAAUUAUACACUAGGCGCACUUAGCCUAACCUGUGUUGAAGCUCCUAGUGAUGCUACGUGUCAGAUGUCGCUUGUCAUGAGCAAGACUCGGCCUGGGUCUGCCGUGUGCCGCUUGUUCCUGAUUGCUGUGGCAUUAUUUUUUUGUUGAUUUUGGAGUGACAAGCAGUCCCUUUUGAGUUGCAAAAUACCUAACUUAAACAUGUUCUAAGCCCAUUUAUGCUUCAUUAUUAAUGGAGAUACUUACCUCAGGUUAUUUUAUUAGAUGGUUUUUUGCUCUUGCACUGAUAAAAAGAAAAGGAACUAUUUUAGAGACUAAUAGUCCGCUAACUGUUAGUUGAUUAACUGCUACUGAGUUUGCAAUGAUGAAUAAAAAGGUGCAUAGAUAAUUAGGUUAUGAUUAUCCUAUAUAACAGUCUUCUUUGCAAGAAAAUAGGAUAUGAAAGAAAAAUAAAAAACUUAUGCCAAAGAAGGACUGACAUUGGAUAUUUGUGACUUUUCACUGUAGGCUAUGUAACCUAUUAGAUUUAAGAUAAUGGCAAAUGACUCAUCUGUCACAUCUGUGACAUACAGUAGCCCCAGGCUACAGAAAAUGCUGUAACAUAGAGCAUGUCAGAGUCAUAAAUUAUCAUAUGUAUAGUAUGUCUUAUAGAUAACACACAAAAAAAUUGUUUUCUGGAACUUUUUGCUGUAAGGGCACCACAUGGCUGUCCAGAUUUCUUAAGUGCACAAUAUUUGGUUAAAGACCCAGAGUUAUGUAUAUGAAGGCAUUAAUGUGAAAGCUACUAUUCUUCUGGAUGUCAUGCAGUAUUCUUAUGUUGACUGAUAUUCAACCGAUCAGUCAAUUGUUCAUUCACCUGAAAAGUCAUAUUCAGAUUGCAACUCAUUUUGUGACAAGCAUUCAUAUUUUUCUCUUGGGUAGCAAAGAAAACUUUUCAUUACUGUAUGGGUGUUUCAGUAACAGUAUAAAUUGUAAGAUGAAAAUAUGUUUUGAUCACUUAAGAAUGUGAACUGAUCAAAAAUGCCCUUGCAAAAUAACAAGUAAUAUUAGUACAGAAUUUUACUUGCAUAUUUUAUUUUGUCUUGUGUCAGUUCAUUGGAGUGAGUGCAAUUUAUUUUUUGUUUAAACAUAGAAUUCAGAGGAAAUGAUCUGUGUUAGAUUUAAAGUGAGAAAAAAAUCCAGUAUUCAGGAAAUGCAAAUGGCUAUAUUUCCCCAGAGAUAUGCAUUUAUAUGAAAAUUACUAUUAUUAGAAUCAUUUGUUAUACACCUUCAAAUAGUCCAAAUGUGUCAUGUGGAAAUUUCAACAUACUGGCGAGUUUCAUGGAAAUCUUGACAGGUCUGAUUCCUGAUUUAUAAUUAGAUAUGAGAUUGAUUUUUCCAAGUGGUAUUGCCACAAACAGCACAAAGUGCAAAUUUGAUUUCUUUCACUAAAGCUAAGUAAGUGAAAUAAAAGAUGCUUUUACUUAUUUAUUUUUUAAUAAAAUUGGAGUAGAAUAUUAGUAGUGGAAGAAGUGGUGAAAUAUAGUAGAAGAUAUUGCACUACAAAAACUGGCUGAAUAUAGAUUUGAUAAAAGGAAGGGCAGUGAGAAAGGACAAUGUAACUUGAACAAAAGUUUUAAGAUUGUUAUUGGUACUCUUUGCAAAUGCAAUAGCGUUUGAAGUUGAAAAUAAUGGUUGAUAAAUAAUUUUUGAAUAUUUGCUGUACUUUAAGAAGAAUACAUUGUCUCUACAAGGAA